AUGACAAAUUCGAUGCGUCCACCUUUCCCAUUCGUUUUGCCAAUAAAAUUUGUGAUUUCUCCUCUGUACGCUACAUCGACGAGGAAAAAGAUCGUUGCCUUGAUGACUGUUGGAGCUCAUUUAAGGUUGUCGUGUGGGAUUGAGGAGUCGAGGAGAGCCGACCUUCACGCCGAGGAAAGUUCAGACACUACACGACCUCGAGGUACCUCUUCGUCCAAGGGGAAGGAGCCGGCGGUAUAG
Molecule: messenger RNA, 240 nt
Organism: Lactuca virosa
Lineage: Eukaryota; Viridiplantae; Streptophyta; Magnoliopsida; Asterales; Asteraceae
Source: the annotation of a GenBank genome assembly